AUGAUUGAUAACGAUGAGUUUUUUGAUGAGUGCCUUAGAGAGCAUAAUAAAUAUAGAAAGUUGCAUAGGGUCGAACCUUUACGCCACAGCAUAGCGCUGGACAAAACGGCGCAGGAAUGGGCCGAAACACUUUUUCAAAGAGACAAUGUUACUAAUAGCCCUCUAUCAAAUAAGGGGGAAAUCGGUGAGAGCAUAAGUAAGCGAACAAGUACCUCAGAUGAGGUAGACAUUUCAGGAUCUGAUCUCACUGCUCAAUGGUACAAUGAUAUUCGCAGUUACGACUUUGACUGCGCUACUGGUCCAGCAGGCAAUUUUACACAGAUGGUUUGGGCAGCUACUAGAGAGGUGGGAUUUGGAAAGGCUUGCGGUAACGGACGAUGCGUUGUAGUUGCUCAUUACCGACCUCCUGGCAAUGUUCGAGGUCGUUAUAAAAAUAAUGUGUUCCCGCGAGUUGAUGGAAAAGCAAACGAGCUCUCUAAUCCUGGUCCUGAACAUAUUGCGAAAAAGUCAGUCACAAGGGGAAAACGUGUCGAUGCUCAAGGUCAAGAACGAACGGUUGUUCGUGAAGUAAUCGAAACGAAAAAUGCGGACGGAAAUAUUCACCGUCGUAUUAUUGAGAGCUUUGUGGAUGAAGACGACUCUGCACGGUAUUCCAGCCAACAGAACGGCCUACUUUCACCACAGGCUAUUCCACCCCGACCAUCAAAGCAGUCGCUUUUGGAAUUCUCCGAGGAUGUGCUCAAAAUUCACAACCGGUACCGAAGACUCCAUGGCGCACCCGAUCUCGUUCUCAGGAGCCGACUGAAUGCGAUGGCACAGGAAUGGGCGGAGUUUCUUGUUGAUGAGAUAUGCCUUUCCAACAGCGGAUUCACCAUCGAUGGAGUACGUCUGGGCGAGAAUAUCACCAGUCGAUGGUCCAACGGUGAACUAGAGGAGUCAGCAAACGAUGUGGUCUCAAACUGGUACCAAGAGUCGUCUCGAUUUAAGUACGGACGAGAACCGGUCAGUAUACAGGGUGUUGGCAACUUCACACAACUGGUGUGGGCCUCCUCCCGAAAUCUGGGCGUAGGGCGAGCCACUCGAAUAGCUCGAAACGAGGAGUCAACAGCGGAGAAAAACCGCCUCCUUUCCUCUAAAAUCGUAGUUGUCUGUUUCUACUUUCCUCCCGGCAAUGUGGCCUCUUACUUCAAUGACAACGUUCACCCCCCUCUCGUCGAAGAGGGCACUUCCGGUCAAUCCACCUCCGCGUUUACAUCCAAUCAGCCUUCUUCACUUGCCAACGCAACCUAG
This is a messenger RNA of Echinococcus granulosus, 1290 nucleotides long. RefSeq names its product Golgi-associated plant pathogenesis-related protein. The transcript has 9 exons. NCBI's taxonomy places the organism in Eukaryota, Metazoa, Platyhelminthes, Cestoda, Cyclophyllidea, Taeniidae. The record is from RefSeq and is a predicted model, not a curated record. Bases 1 to 1290 code for a protein of 429 amino acids.